Molecule: messenger RNA, 1492 nt
Organism: Phoenix dactylifera (date palm)
Lineage: Eukaryota; Viridiplantae; Streptophyta; Magnoliopsida; Arecales; Arecaceae
Product: RPM1-interacting protein 4
Cellular component (GO): plasma membrane
Source: RefSeq, a predicted model, not a curated record
CGGUGCUUCUACUCCUAUUCUUCUCCUCAUCACCUUUCUCACCCUUUCUCGGUUUAUUAUUGUUCCUCUGAUCCUCCUCGCCCUUCUCUUUAUUCUCUCCAAGGGCAUCUACGCCGCCGCCGCCUCCGAGACCAAAAGCCCUAAUCUUUUCGAGCAAUUCCACCCCACGGGAUCGGGAAGCGAGGGGCCAGAAGGCGCUUUUGUUACCCUUUUGAGGAAUCUUUCCUCUUUUUGGAAUCGGAGGCAUCCACAUGGCGUGCGAGUGGUACAAAAUUGCAAUAUGGAAGUACCCAAUGGCCAUGCAACAUGCCCAUGUUCCAAAAUUUGGCAAUUGGGAAGGUGAUGGAGAUGUCCCUUACACUAAAUAUUUCGACAAUGCACGCAAGGGUAAAGCUGGAGGGAAAUUAAUCAAUCCGAAUGAUCCUCAAGAAAACCCAGAAGCAUUUUCUGAAGAGAUUCCUCCAGUUCAGGCCCCACCAUUUAGGACUGGAUCUAAUUCUGAGGCUCCUAAGCCCAAGGAUGAGCAACGCACAAGCAGAGAAGAUGAUCGUCAUCGACUCACUGACUCUCCUUUACGCCAUGAUGUCGUACCUCAGAAACCUGCCACAGGUUCGCCGUAUCACCGUUAUGGUGAACCACAGAGGAGGGCAGGCAGAACAAGUGGUGGAUCAGAUCACAGCCACAGUGUCGAACACUCUCCCCUUCACCCCCAUUAUCAGGUGAAAGCUGCAAACAGAGGUGGAGUGUCUUCUCCUUCCUGGGAAAAAAAGGGUUCAUCAGAAGGUGGCCAUGGGCAUUCUUCCAACUCUGCAGGAAGAUCAAGAUUAAAGGCUGGUGGUCGAGGCGAUGAAACACCUGAAAAAGGGUCAGCCGUUCCCAAGUUUGGUGACUGGGAUGAAAAUAAUCCUUCCUCUGCUGAUGGUUACACGCACAUAUUCAACAAAGUAAGGGAGGAAAAGCAGACUGGAUCAGCAAAAGUUCCCAUCAUUUCCAAUGAUACAAUAUAUCCCAAUGAUCACAAGCAAGACAGGAGAUACGAGUCAUCAGAAGCACAAAGGCAUUGGCAUGAAAAGGGUCUUUUGUUGCCAAGCACUGGCAGGUUGCCUUGAGCUGUUCAUGCUUUGGCUGGUGCAAAAAGUAAUCAGCGUUGGUGGAAAAUUUUGUGGAUCUCUGGAUCUGUAAAUAUCUCGAAGAAGGCUAUUUUGUAUGAUGGAUCUCUCUGAAAAUGCAUUCUUCUCUCUGCUUGUGUGCCUUAAUGAUAAUAAUUAUGAGUAUGUUUAUAAGAAAGCACACUUUAAUUUUUCAUUUCUUGUAUUUCCUACCUUCUAUUUGUGAUGUAAAGGACCAUGCUGCAUAUUCUUUUAGGGUGCUCUUAUAUGCAGUAACCUAAGGAUUCCAAGUUACUUUAAUACAGGAUCAUUCUGGUUGUAUAUAAUGGUUAACUUGUUCAUUGUUAUGAAACUGAAUGUUAUUGGGUCAAGGAUGCAAAUUA